Molecule: messenger RNA, 3791 nt
Organism: Misgurnus anguillicaudatus (oriental weatherfish)
Lineage: Eukaryota; Metazoa; Chordata; Actinopteri; Cypriniformes; Cobitidae
Source: RefSeq, a predicted model, not a curated record
AUGAUUAAUACAAACUAUCUAAAAACUAAACUAGAGAUGCAGAUCGUCCGCACUUCUCUCUCCAGUACAGCAGGAGGCGCUCUGCAGCUCUUUAGUCCGCCAAUAAACCCACUAAAGAAAGAAAGAAAGAAAGAGCUCGCGUGUGAUGUGUUUGUGUAUCUUCAGUGUUUUUCUCUCUUGAGUGUUUUAAACAGAGUCUUGUCUCUGUGUAUUUUAGUGUUGAUGAUGGAUGUGAUGUGCUGUAAAUCAGUAGGAACUGAUCUGUCCAUGCUGGAUAUUGAUGAUUUCAUCACAGAAAUCUCUCAGCUGAAGAAAGAGGUGGCGUUACUGGAGACAAAGCUGAGGUUAAGAGGAGAUGAAGGACUGAAGAGAGAGGACUCCGAGCUCAGUCUGACUUUACUCUGUUAUACUGAGUCAAAGCACACAGACGCUCAGGACACUACAGUGUGUGACAGUAAUCAGGACUUACAGGAUGAUGAAUCUACUGAUCAAACCUCCACAGAGUCUCUGGAUUCUGUCUGUAACGCUGGAGAACAGCAGCAGAUCCUGCAGACCAAACUCAACAUGUGUUCAGUCAAACCGAUGGACAGUGGGAGCCAAAUGGGGAUCAAAACUGAACCUACAGAGGAGAAAAAUUACAUUGAUGAAGAUGAAAACAAUCAUGAUGAUUGUAUUCUUUCAGAUGAGAAGGGUUAUCCAUGUUGUGAUGGAGAAACAUCUUCAACAUCAAAAGAGAGACUGACAGCACAAACAGAACAGAAACUCUUCACCUGCAGGAGAUCUGAGAUCAGCUUUACAACCUUACAAGACAAGAAACUUCAUUUAGAAGAGCACAGAGAGAAGAAGUUGUUUCACUGUCAGCAGUGUGGGAUUGUUUGUGUCUCUUUAUCUGGUCUGAACAUUCACAUGAGGACACACACUGGUGAAAAGCCUUUCCACUGCGAUGAAUGUGACAAAUAUUUCCGCAGAAAACAAACUCUUGAUGCUCAUAAGAGAAUUCACACAGGAGAAAAAACAUACGAGUGUCCUUACUGUGAGAAGAGAUUUAAAGAAUCAUCAAGUUGUAAGACGCACAUGCUUGUGCACAGUAACGAGAAACAGUUUCAGUGCAGUGUAUAUGGGAAAACAUUUAAGGAUUUAGAUUGUGAAAUGUCACACCAAACAACAAACUUUGGGGACAGACCCCAUCAAUGUUCACACUGUGAUAAACGUUUUCGGCAGAAAUCUAAUCUUACAGUCCAUGAGAGACUUCACACAGGAGACAAACCUUACCUGUGCUCUCAUUGUGGUAAGAGCUUCUCUAGUCCAUCUCAUUUUAGUAUUCAUCAGAGAGUUCACACUGGAGAGAAACCUUAUCACUGUAAUGUUUGUGGGAAGAGUUUCAGUCAACAGGGUACCUUACUAAAUCACCGGAGAACUCAUACAGGUGAAAGACCUUACAAAUGCUCUCAUUGUGAGAAGACAUUUACUGAGUCGGGUAACUUAAAAAUCCAUGAGAGAAUUCAUACUGGUGAUAAGCCUUACGUCUGCUCGAUCUGUGGUAGGAGCUUCACUGGUCUAAGUACAUUUAAAGCGCAUCAGAGAGUUCACACUGGAGAAAAACCUUACGUCUGCUCUCAAUGUGGAAAGAGCUUCACUAAUCAAAGUACUUUAAAAACUCACGAGAGAGUUCACACUGGAGAGAAACCUUACAUCUGCCCCCAUUGUGAUAAAACAUUUUCUAAUCGAUCUCUUUUAAGAGUUCAUCAGAGAAUUCACACGGAAGAUAAACCUUAUGACUGUAAUGUUUGUGGGAGGGGUUUUAGGCAACGGGCUACCUUACUAAAGCACCAGAGAACUCAUGUGAAAGACCUUACAAAUUCUCUCAGUGUUUGACAAGAUAUAUAUACUCAAUCAGAUUCCUUAAAAAACCUUACGUCUGCUCUCAAUGUGGAAAUAUCGAAGUACUUUUCAGCCCAGCUAACAGAAGUUCUAAGAACGGUCCUUGAAAGUUCCCAAUGUUCCCAAAAACGUUAUGCCAGUAUUCAAAGUGUCCAGUUUCUUCAAUGUUUUAACAUUUGAAAAUAAAAACAUUUCUCUAACAUUUACACGAUCAAGAAAUAAUUUUAUGACAAUAUCAUGUUUUAAUGUUAUGAGAUUUUUUUAAAAGAUGUAAAGUUUUAGCUCAAAAUAAUUUCCCUAAAGUUCAGACAACCAAGAAACAUUCUUUAAACGUUAAAACAACUGGAUACUUUAUAUGUUGGCAGAACGUUUUGGGAAUGUUCAAGGAAAGUUCUUAAAACAUUUCUUUGUUAGCUGGGAGAGCUGAAUGUGGCACAUGUGCACCCAUGAUCUGUAUUCACACAUCCAUCCAGUAAAACAUUUCAUACACACUGCCAGUAAACAAUACAAUAAUUGUUAAAAAAAACUUUAAAGUAGAUAAAAAUAUGCUGAUGUGGCAAAUUUUUAUUCUGCUGUUUGGUUUAUCUUACAAAAAGCAUUUACAGUACAGAAUAUAUAAACUGCUUAUUAGUUAAUGUUUAUAAUAGUUUUAAAUGUGAUUGUGCAUACUUUUGUUGUUUUAAAUAAAAAGCAAAUAAUUUAAUAAGCUCAUGUCUCCCUGUAGUGCGUAAGAGGCCAUGUUAUAUUAUUUUUCAUAAAAUGAUAACAACACUGAAUAAACAAUUGUUUAAUAUGUUCAAACUUGUUCAAGUAACUUAUUCAACACUCAAUGUGUUAAAUGAGAAAGAUGCUGCUGACUGUUCGAUGGCUUGAUAAAUUUGAUGUGCCGCCAUAGAAACACAAACAAGUGAAUAAAAAAUUGCCAUUUAAAAACCUCACACCAGUUUUGGGACACCCCUCCAAAUCAUUGAAUUCAUGUGUAUAAAAUCAAUCACCUAAGCAUGCAGACAGCUUGGUUGUUUUCAGGAGCUCAGUGAAUUUAAGCGUGAUACAGACAUAGGUUGCCACCUGUGCAGUACGUCCUUUCGUAAAAUUUGCUCCCUACUGAAUAUUCUACAGUCAACUAAAUCAGCGCAUGUUAAGGCUGAUGUUGAUGUUGUCAUGUUGUGUAUUGGCCACCAGUUGUGUGAUUGCAGUACCAGUUUUAGCCACAUACUGUUCCUUUAAAUUACACAUUAAAUUAAUUACAAAGUUGUUAAAGUACAAGUUCGGUAUUUUACACUUAAAGCCCUGUUUUCAGAUUGUUUAUGAUGAAAUAGAACGUUUUUGACUGAAAUUUCAACAUAUGCGGCUGCCCAGAGAAUUUUUGGGUGUUUGUGUUGGGUUUAAUGGUGCACUGGAACAAUCCUUCCUAAAAUGCAUUAAACUUUCGUUUACAAACACGUGAAACUCACCGAGUUGUCAGGGGUGUUCACUGGUAUGCUCACACAAAAAUCGCGUUAAAAGAUGCUUUCCAACAGGUGUUUUAGCAUUCGUUGUUAACUUGUGGACCUACUUGUGGCACAUAACUGGCCCAGACCUACAAUCAAGCCUACGAUGGCCCUUGCAUGGGCAGCACUUACUUAGCCCCCAGGAAGCCCUCAUGCAGCAAAAUCCCCAGAGUUAAAUAAACACUGCUGGAUGUAUAUAUUGUCCCAAUCUUACAGAGUGUUAAAAAGUAACAAUGAAGCAGAAUUAAAACCGCUGUUAUCCUCUCUCUCACCAUCUCUGUCUGAAACCUAAAAUUGCAUUUUACAUCUUAUUUGUAGAGUCAUUUUCAUACUUUAGGUUUAGAUUUUGUUCCAUUUAAAGUCACCCUUAUUGUGAUUAGUGUUUGUUUUAGUUGAACUUGACUCUUGACCCUUCCCUUC